AUGGCGGAACGCGUGCACAGGGUGACCAUGUUCAAGAUGCCCAAGGAGGAGGACCGGGCCCAGAUGCUGGAGCGGUACAAGACCAUGGCGGCCGAGAACAAGCGGGACGGCAAGCCCUACAUCCUCAGCAUGACCGUUGGCCCCGCCGAGGAGGACCCCCGUUCGCAGGGCUACACGCUCGUCAGCAAGACUGAGUUUGCCAGCAUGGACGACAUGAAGUACUACGACAACGAGUGCCCCGCCCACGGGCAGAUCAAGGCGCUGGUGCCUUCGCUCACCGUCGAGGGCAUCCUGACGGUGUACUUUAAGGCGGCGGCCACUGGUGGCGCGGCGGCCAAGUAG
Molecule: messenger RNA, 342 nt
Organism: Emericellopsis cladophorae
Lineage: Eukaryota; Fungi; Ascomycota; Sordariomycetes; Hypocreales; Bionectriaceae
Exons: 2
Coding region: 1-342 (113 amino acids)
Source: RefSeq, a predicted model, not a curated record